UUUCCUUAUAUUAGCCUCAGCAAGAGCACACCCCGUCACCUCUGCACGCUACACAGUACUUUGAGAUCAUCACAACCACCGAUGGCCACGGACUUUAGUUCCAUCCCCAUGAUUGAUAUUAGUUCCCUUUUAGCCAAGGCUGAUGAUCCAAAAAUGGCUGAGAACCCGGGUGUACUUGAGGUUGUUAGACAAUUGGAUAAGGCUUGUACAGAGGCAGGGUUCUUCUACGUGAAAGGACAUGGUAUUCCUGAUACUCUCCUCAAAGUGGUUAAAGAUGUAACACGCAGAUUCUUUGAACUUCCAUACGAAGAAAAGGCAAAGAUCAAAAUGACUCCGGCUACUGGGUACAGAGGUUAUCAAAGGAUUGGAGAAAACAUAACUAAAGAUGUACCUGACAUGCAUGAAGCUAUUGAUUGCUAUAGGGAAGUGACUAGAGGCAUGUACGGAGAUCUUGGCAAAGUAAUGGAAGGAAGCAACCAGUGGUAUACGGAAAUGGGGUUUUUCUUUUUAUUAAUGCCUAUACCUGUAUUAAUAUACUAUCUGAUCUAUGACUCUGAUAUCCUAGCAUUUGAUUCAUUGCACUUGAGAGUUGAGAGUAUUAACAUUCAGAAAAUGUCUUUCUUUCCCAAGAUAAUGCUCAAGUCUUUUGGAACUGAUGUCUGGUUUUUGAGACUUUCAUUUUGGGGUUCACCAUGCAGGCCACAAAAUCCUCCAACAUGUAAAAUUAUUAUGGAGGAGUAUAUUAGUCUCUGCACAGAGCUUGCAAGGAAAAUUAUGCGUGGAAUUGCUUUAGCAUUAGGUGGAUCGCCAGAUGAAUUUGAAGGUAGAAGAGCUGGGGAUCCAUUUUGGGUAAUGCGGCUCAUUGGUUAUCCUGGUGUAUCCACUGUAAAUGCAACCGAUGUUCUGAAAAAUGAUAUUGGAUGUGGAGCUCACACUGAUUAUGGUCUUUUGACCUUGCUUAACCAGGAUGACGAUAUAAACGCACUUCAGGUGAAAAACCUGUCUGGCGAAUGGAUAUCAGCACCUCCAGUUCCUGGGUCAUUUGUGUGCAACAUUGGUGACAUGCUAAAGAUAUACUCCAAUGGUUUAUACGAGUCAACUUUUCACCGGGUGAUAAACAACUCCCCAAAAUAUAGAGUCAGCGUAGUAUAUUUUUACGAGACGAACUUCGACACUGCAGUAGAGCCGUUGGAUACACAUAAAACAAAGGCAAAUGGCAAUAAGAAGUUUGGAAGACCUUUAUAUGGAGAGCAUCUAACUAGAAAGGUCCUCACAAAUUUUGUUUUCGAAUAACCUUGUUUUAUUUGUUCUGGUGUGUAAUAAGUCAAACAUCUAGUAUAGCAAGAUCCUCACGUCUGUUAUCUAUCAACGUUUUCAUUCUCAAUUUAUGUCCUGAGAACAGUUUCAGUUUCAACUAGAAAUGGGGCAUCCACGAAGUUCCAGUUGUCAUAUAUCA
This is a messenger RNA of Abrus precatorius (Indian licorice), 1456 nucleotides long. Its product is annotated as probable 2-oxoglutarate-dependent dioxygenase At3g50210. Bases 82 to 1293 code for a protein of 403 amino acids. The record is from RefSeq and is a predicted model, not a curated record. Gene Ontology annotation, molecular function: dioxygenase activity. Lineage: Eukaryota; Viridiplantae; Streptophyta; Magnoliopsida; Fabales; Fabaceae. The transcript has 11 exons.